GACUGUGAGAAAUAAAUUUCUGAGGUUUGUUUGAAAGUCACCCAGCCUAUAAUAAUGAUGAUACUUUGUUAUAGCAGCUCUAAGGGACUGACACAGGCAACAGAGGCAAAAGGACCUAGUCUACAACUAGAAAAGAGGAAAAUGUAGGUCUAUCGAGGAAGGGUAAAUAUUUCAAAAGGAAAAAUCACCAGAUGCCAGGAGUAAGGGAAUGCCGUUAGCAGAUAAAGUCAAGCACUAUUUAAGUAAACAAUCCACAGGCAGUCUAGAGAAUUUAACGCCCCAUUAUCCGAAGCCCUGGAUAAAAGAACAAUAACAGGGGUUAGAACACACACACACGCUUCUACAGGGCGAGUGAGGAAGGCAGAUGUUGGGAGAAACUGUAGGAAAGUCUGGCAGAGGGACAGACACAAGGAAACAUGCUGAGGACCAAAGUCCGUUACACUCAGGAGCCGCGGCAGCCGACUUCUUAAAGGUGAGCUUCAGGAUGAUGAAAGAGGCAGCAUUCAUUCAUUCGUUCUUGGGCAGAUUAAAAAAAAAAAACAAACUUUGUCCAAAAUGUUGCCAGGAUUGGAAACGAGUGACCUGCCAGAAGAAGUCCCUUUCACAAAACUCCAGGCCUGGACGGUGGACGCAAGGAAAGGCACAACCGCUGACGGACUCUGAAGUUAACGGAGAUCCGUGUUCGAAUCCCGACUGUCCGGCUCGGCAAAUUCGAAAACCUUCGGUGACUUCGGUUAAAUGGCUUGCCCUGGGUGGGUCACACCGCAUUGUGAAGGGCAGACCUAUGAUCGAUGAACUCCCAGAGGGAGCUGUGAAGCCUCCAGCCAAUAAGUACCCUAUCUUCUUUUUUGGCACCCACGAAACUGCUUUUCUAGGUCCCAAAGACCUCUUCCCUUAUAAGGAAUACAAAGACAAGUUUGGAAAAUCAAACAAACGGAAAGGAUUUAAUGAAGGAUUGUGGGAAAUAGAAAAUAACCCAGGAGUAAAGUUUACUGGAUACCAGGCAAUUCAGCAACAGAGCUCUUCAGAAACCGAGGGAGAAGGUGGGAAUACUGCUGACGCAAGCAGUGAGGAAGAAGGCGACAGAGUAGAGGAAGAUGGAAAAGGCAAAAGAAAGAGUGAAAAAGCAGGCUCAAAGCGGAAAAAGUCAUACACUUCAAAGAAAUCCUCUAAACAGUCCCGGAAAUCUCCAGGAGAUGAAGAUGACAAGGACUGCAAAGAAGAAGAAAAUAAAAGCAGCUCUGAGGGUGGAGAUGCCGGCAAUGACACAAGAAACACAACUUCAGACUUGCAAAAAACCAGUGAAGGGACCUAACUAUCAUAAUGAAUGCUGCAUACUAAGAAAACCCAAGAAGGUUAUACGUUUGGUUGUCCAAUAUUCUCGGAUUUGAUAUGAACCAACACAUAGUCCUUGUUAUCAUUGACAGAACCCCAGUUUGUAUGUACAUUAUUCACAUUCCUCUCUGAUGUGUUUGGGGGAAAAAAAGACAUUUUAGCCUUUUUUAAGGUUAUUGACUUAAUUUCAUGUUAUUUGGUUGCAUGAAGUUGCCCUUAACCACUAAGGAUUAUCAAGAUUUUUGCACAAGCUCAUACAAGUCUAGGAUCCUUUAUCAAGGCAGUUAUGUUCAUCACUCUUCUGCCUUUUAUUCCACCAUCACCAAACACUCAGUUAAAUAUAAAUUAGCAUUUUUUUAAAAGGACCACUCAACAUAAUGCUUAAGGGAUUUCUUCUCUGUGACAGAACCCAGGAACCAAUUCCUAGAUACAUAAUGUUGGCAUAUUGAAGGUGAACUUAAAAUUGUCCUUCAGGUUUGAGGCCAUGUGUAAAGUUGAAUCAUACUGUAAAAUACCUAUUCCGUAUUAGAAAUAGCUAGUUGACAACUUAUACUUCUCAAAACUCAUGUUGUUACGUACACAAACUCAGUUUCUAUAUGUGAAGUUAAGUGAGUCUUUUGUGUUACUCCAAGAUAAAGGCAAUGAUUUAUUUUCUCCCAAUGCCAAUACAAUUUGAGCUAAUCACUCAAGCUGGAUACUUUACAUUUUAAAGCUGGACUCAGCAGUAGCCCUAUGGGAAGUAAGACAAAGCAUUGACUUUUAAAUAUAGACUUUUAAACCAUUUGUUGUUUUCUUUUGGAACUAGAAUUAGAAUAGUUAAUACUCAUCCACAAACCAUUAUUAUGUGUACAUUAUUGUUGCAAUUGUGAUAAUAGAAAAUUUUAUUUAUUUUUAUGCCAACUUAUAUUGUGAGAACACAUUUAGUCAGUUUGGGUUUUAUCAAUCCUGUUAUGCUUGUCCUUGGAACAUCUUUCGCGUAUUCGAGGUUUGUAGUUGAAAAGUUUACUGUAAAAAAAAAAUCAAAAACAAAAAAAUGUAUUGUUUUUACAGAAUAAAUUUAUUGGAAUGUGUACUGGGAGUAAGAGUUGAGGUUGUAAACAACUAAGUUAGUGUAAUUUGGCUUCAUAUAUGUAAUGUGAGGUAUUAAUGUAAUUCAUAUAUUAAAGCAAAAAUUGUUAACAGCAAGCUGAUAAGAGAA
Molecule: messenger RNA, 2533 nt
Organism: Odocoileus virginianus texanus
Lineage: Eukaryota; Metazoa; Chordata; Mammalia; Artiodactyla; Cervidae
Source: RefSeq, a predicted model, not a curated record